ACGCACACAGACACCAACACCUGCAUCAAGAGAGUGCGUAUUGGAUAUUUGGAACCGCUAAACUGAGAUGGCAAAGAAUGUUGGGAUUCUCGCUAUGGACAUCUACUUCCCUCCCACCUGUGUUCAGCAGGAAGCAAUGGAGACUCAUGAUGGUGCCAGUAAAGGGAAAUAUACUAUUGGACUUGGACAAGAUUGCAUGGCGUUUUGUACAGAGUUAGAAGAUGUCAUCUCAAUGAGUUUGACAGUAGUUACUUCACUUCUGGAGAAGUAUGGGAUUGAUCCUAAACAAAUUGGUCGUCUGGAAGUAGGCAGUGAAACUGUGAUAGACAAAAGCAAAUCCAUCAAGACAUUCCUGAUGCAAAUCUUUGAGAAAUAUGAAAAUACUGAUAUCGAGGGUGUGGAUUCAACUAAUGCAUGCUAUGGAGGAACUGCUGCUUUGUUCAAUUGUGUCAAUUGGGUGGAGAGCAGCUCAUGGGACGGACGCUAUGGACUUGCUGUCUGCACUGACAGUGCUGUCUAUGCUGAAGGACCUGCUCGGCCUACUGGUGGAGCUGCAGCUAUUGCCAUGCUAAUUGGUCCAGAUGCUCCCAUUGCUUUUGAAAGCAAAUUGAGGGGAAGUCACAUGUCUCAUGCCUAUGAUUUCUACAAGCCUAAUCUUGCCAGUGAAUAUCCAGUUGUUGAUGGGAAGCUUUCUCAAACUUGCUACCUUAUGGCCCUUGAUUCUUGCUAUAAGCAUUACAGUCACAAAUAUGAGAAACUUGAGGGAAAGCAAUUUUCUAUUUCUGAUGCUGAAUACUUUGUAUUUCACUCACCUUAUAACAAGCUUGUACAGAAAAGUUUUGCUCGUUUGGUGUUCAAUGACUUCUUGAAGAAUCCAAGUUUUGUGGAUGAGGUUGCCAAAGAAAAGCUGGAACCUUUUGCAACAUUAUCUGUUGAUGAGAGCUACCAAAGCCGGGAUCUAGAAAAGGUAUCCCAGCAAGUUGCAAAGCCUCAAUAUGAUGCAAAGGUGCAACCAGCCACUUUGGUACCGAAACAAGUUGGCAACAUGUACACUGCAUCUCUAUAUGCAGCAUUUAUUUCGCUUAUUCACGACAAACAUAGCACAUUGGCAGGUAAGAGGGUGAUACUGUUUUCGUAUGGAAGUGGCCUAACUGCCACCAUGUUUUCUUUGCAAUUACGUGAGGGUCAACAUCCAUUUAGCUUGUCAAACAUUGUUAAAGUGAUGGAUGUUGAUGGAAAGUUGAAGUCAAGGCAUGAGUUUCCUCCAGAGAAGUUUGUUGAGACCAUGAAGCUAAUGGAACAUAGGUAUGGUGCCAAGGAGUUUGUGACAAGCAAGGACACUAGCCUUUUAUCUCCAGGCACAUUCUAUCUCACUGAAGUUGACUCCAUGUAUAGGAGAUUCUAUGAAAAGAAAACUAGUGAUAGCGGUUUGAGUCCAGCAGAAAACGGUUCAAUUUCCAAUGGUCACUAAUGUUAACAUCGACAACGUGUAAUGCCUGGAAGGCUUGAAGUCAAUUGUGCUUAGUAUCGUUUAGAAGGCUGUUCUUCUUUGCUUUAGUUUUUGUAAGGGAAGACAAAUGAAUUCCGUGGUGGACAGGGUUGUACCUUCAAAUAUUUUACCAUGUUGUUACUCUGAACUAUAAAUAAUUCCACAGCAUUUUUUUCCAGCAAUUAUACGUUUGCAUAUGAUAGUAGAGUGAAAGGUUAGAACUUAGAAGUAUCA
Gastrolobium bilobum is the source of this 1723-nucleotide messenger RNA. Its product is annotated as hydroxymethylglutaryl-CoA synthase-like. NCBI's taxonomy places the organism in Eukaryota, Viridiplantae, Streptophyta, Magnoliopsida, Fabales, Fabaceae. Gene Ontology annotation, molecular function: hydroxymethylglutaryl-CoA synthase activity. The record is from RefSeq and is a predicted model, not a curated record. Gene Ontology annotation, biological process: acetyl-CoA metabolic process. The transcript is spliced from 13 exons. Bases 68 to 1471 code for a protein of 467 amino acids.